AGAAAGAAGAAGGAGAAGAAGGAGAAGAAGAAGAAGAGAAGAAGAAGAAGAAGAAGAAGAAGAAGACGAUGAACAAAAAUACAAUGAACGGUGGAAGAUAAUUGAAGUGCAGAGCGGUUGCCAAGGCGCCCGGGAUUUGGCGUAAUGCAUCCUAGCAACAAAGCCUCUCUUGGUUUUUUUUCGACAGUGUGAUAGAAAUCACAUCCAUUGAGCAAAGGGCUUUGUGCCCCAGACGCCCGAGAGAAGGCAAGGGUCAGAGAGAGAGAGAGAGAGACAGAGACAGUGAGAGAGAGAGAGAGACAGAGAGAGAGAGAGAGAGAGGGGGGUAUUUGCACAAGUAGGUAGACACAAGCAAAAGACCUGACCGAUGUAGCCUUUCCAUCUGUGUGUGGCUCAGUGAUUUGCCGAUAUAUUUGUGUGUGUGUGUGUGUGUGUGUGUGUGUGAGAGUGUCUGUACUCUCUCUCUUUUGCUGUUUCUAUGGCGAUGGCGAGGACGCGCAGGAAGAGAGGGAGGCGGGGACGAGCCUUUUCCCUCUCCUGCCUUGUGCUGUAAUCUGCGUUUGUGCAAAAAAUAAAAGUGAUGUCCGGGUGGAGAAUGUAAGCCUGAUUUUAGUGAACAUGUCUCCUCUUUCCGCUGCCGGCUCUUGCCGUUGGUUUGGACAGGCGCCGUCAAGAUACAAUAGACAAGGGAGGGCUGACCUCCAAGGAUGAAAAUGGGGAGUGCGUUUCAGAAGGUUGCUUCUGCCUUUUCUUGCAGCUUGGAGGAUGAACUGAGCUGUGUUUCGACCGACAUGAGUGAAAUAAUGGCGGACAGGAUGCUGGACGCCUGCUACAAGAAAAUAAAAAGACUCCCGGUCCCGAUCUGCUCCUUUACCUAUGUUGAGAAACUGUACAUCAGCAACAACAGGCUGAGGGAACUUCCCGAUGAGUUUGAACAGCUGGUCAACUUAAAGAUCUUAGCACUGGAUUUUAACAAAUUUGAAGACGUGCCUAAAGUAGUUUGCAAUAUGCAGAACCUGACUCGUCUCUACCUUGGUAGUAAUAGAUUAAUGACAAUCCCACCAGAGUUCAGCAAUCUAGAAAACCUCAGGUGUCUAUGGAUCGAGAGCAACCACUUCAGAAAGUUUCCCAAACAGUUAAUCAAUAUGCCCAGUCUGAAAUCACUUCAGAUGGGGGACAACAAGCUAAAGACUUUACCUGAGGAUCUGGUGAGAUUCAUAAACCUGCGCGGAUUUUGGUUGUAUGGGAACAGGUUUGAGGAUUUCCCGAAGGUGCUACUGAAAAUGGAGUUCCUCGAAAUCCUCGACAUGGACAAGAACAAGAUCGCGGACUUCCCCGACAUGGAUCAUCUUUUGAGGCUUAAGGUCUUCUCCUACGACCACAACCCGGUCAAAUAUCCACCCAACGUGGCGGAUGGGGUGACGCUGGUGGGCGAAGGGGCGGCGGACUUGCUGGCCUUCAGGGCCCAAGAGAAUGAGGCCAAUGAGGAAGAGCAGGGAGGCCUGAACAGUAUCCUGAAAAACGGCUCGACGGGACUGGAAACAGAGGGCAGCUUCUCGGCACUGGAAUGCUCUCAGGAGGAGACAUGAAGCGGGCUUCAGAAUCCGUCCUUGGAAUAUAACACAAUGAAGCUCCUAGUGACAGUCUUGUGAGGUUGGGUUCGACACGCCCUGGACCAGGAAAUCAAUGGACCAGGCAACUAGGGUUAUGUUGGCUGAAGCAAUCAGCACUGGGUGAACUUAUGUAGAACACACACACGCACACACACACACACUAAAAACAAGGAAAGUUGGUCACUUCUUUAUGUAACACGAUUUGUGUUGGAUUUACAAGCCUUUUAAAACAGCAAGGGCCUAUCCAACGAAAGAUCAACAGAAUUACCAGCUGAUUGUGUAAUAGUGUGGUGCCACAUAACAAUGUAGGACCCAACUAUCACCAGGGUAACACACAAGAAUGCCUGUGACCCCUGAAAUACUGUGGUAAGACCUUUGCAAUACUGUACUGGGAAAUGUCUCUCGAGACGGUUGUGAAAUGAUAAUAACAACAGUGUUAAUGUUACCGCAGUAUUGAAAGACGGAAGGGUGUGUUUUCUUAUUGCAAUAAGAUUUGGAAUGGCAGUUACAUGUUUAUUAAUAAGUGGCUCUUACUAAUAAAUUUGUAAUGUGUUCAACAAAAAUAACAUGUCAGUAGAAUGUGGUUACUCUUUGGAAAGAGAUCAUAUUCACAAAAGUCAUUUAAUGCCGUGUAUCAUCUUGAAAAUAAAGAUGCAUCUGUUUACAUUAAAAUAAUUCAGGAGGAGUUAAAAAUACCAAUUUAUCUAUUUAUUGUGGCCAGAUGGGAGUGUAGGUGGUGGGAAUAAUAAUGGGGGAAUGAGAAUGAGAAAAAUAAUGCAC
This is a messenger RNA of Leucoraja erinaceus (little skate), 2393 nucleotides long. Its product is annotated as leucine-rich repeat-containing protein 10B. The coding region runs from base 708 to 1589 and encodes 293 amino acids. NCBI's taxonomy places the organism in Eukaryota, Metazoa, Chordata, Chondrichthyes, Rajiformes, Rajidae. The transcript has 2 exons. Gene Ontology annotation, molecular function: protein binding. The record is from RefSeq and is a predicted model, not a curated record.